CAAAUUCUUCCCAUGAGAUUAUAUUCAAAGGAAGUCAUGAGUUCCAAUCUAAUAUGUAUCAUAAAUCCGUUCUUUAUUUGGGUUUGUAUCAUGUUUCUGUUUGCUAGUAAGAGAUGUUUCAUAAAUUCCGAGAUUCUUAUCUGUCUCCGAAUGCGCGAGGCUGCCGAGAAGCGGGGCGGGGAGCAGAGCUGCGGCGUUGUUUCUCCAGGGAGCGGUCGAUUCCCGGCUCUUCCGACGAGGAAGAAACGUAAGCCCUUAUGAGUAUUCUGGAUGCGUGUGGUAAUGAAGAAAUCAAAAUACAGGUGAAGGACUGGAAGCCAAAUAUAUUGUCAAAUAUUGGACAAGGGAUGUUUUCUGCUGAUCGAUUUAGCCCUGCAUGUCAUUCGAGUGGUUCUUGUGCUCCACUGGGCAUGCAAUUCUGGAGUGCUGGGGAUUAUGAAGUUCAACAAUUUGUUGGACCAGCAUCUCAUAAUAAUCAAAAUCGUCUGUGUGUUCAUCCCAAAUUUCUCCAUUCCAAUGCUACUUCACAUAAGUGGGUCUUUGGAGCUAUUGCAGAACUUCUUGAUAAUGUGGUUGAUGAGAUAUGCAAUGGGGCUACUUUUGUCAAACUGGACAAAAUUAUUAAUCAACGAAGUGGCAGCCCUGCUUUGCUGAUUCAAGAUGAUGGAGGUGGAAUGGAUCCAGAAUCCUUGAGACGCUGCAUGAGUUUUGGAUUUUCUGAUAAACAAUCAUGUUCAACCAUCGGACAAUAUGGAAAUGGUUUCAAGACUAGCACAAUGAGACUUGGAGCAGAUGUGAUUGUUUUCAGCCGCUGCAUGAAUAAAAGGGUGUUAACCCAGAGUAUUGGACUCCUUUCUUACACUUUUUUGAGGCAAGAAGGUUACAAUGAUGUUGUAGUGCCAGCAGUGGAUUACUACUUUGAUCCAUCCAAGGGUGUAUUUACAAAUAUACUUCGAAAUGGUCAAAAGCAAUUUUCCUCCAAUUUGUCGAUGCUGUUGAAAUGGUCCCCUUUCCUGACAGAAACUGAGCUGCUAAAGAAUUUUGAUGACAUUGGACAUAACGGCACAAAAAUAAUCAUAUACAACUUAUGGUUUAAUGACAUGGGAAACAUGGAACUUGAUUUUGAAUCUGAUGAAAAGGAUAUAAUUGUAAGUGGAGCACCAAAGCAGGUGGAAACAAACAACAUUUCAGUGACACUAACACAAAACCAUAUAGCAACUAGACUUUGUUUUUCUCUUCGAGCAUACUCCUCCAUUUUGUAUUUGCACACACCGGAAUAUUUCAGAAUUAUUUUACGCGGGCAGGAAGUUGAGCAUCAUAGUAUAGCCAGGGAUCUCAAAUUCUGCGAAUGUAUCAAGUAUAAACCACAAGUUGGAGGAAGAAUAGAGGGUGAGGUUAUCACUACCAUUGGCUUCUUGAAAGAGGCUCCACUUGUCAAUGUUCAUGGAUUUAAUAUCUACCACAAGAACCGUCUAAUCUUGCCAUUUUUCCAAGUGGCAUGCACAUCAGGCAGUUGGGGUAGAGGAGUUGUUGGUGUACUUGAGGCGAACUUUAUCAAACCUACACACGAUAAGCAAGGUUUUGAAAAAUCAAGUCUAUUUACAAAACUUGAGACCCGAUUGAAAGAAAUGACAUAUGAGUACUGGGAGUAUCAUAGCCAUUUGGUUGGUUAUACAAAGAAAAUUUCCCAUUCAACAGCACCUCUGGCUGUUGUUCCUUUCCCACUGCCUCUUUCCUCAGGAUGCAACAUUAGACCCAUCCCAGUAAACCCUGAAUUUUUAACAGACACAAGGAGGAAGUCCUCUCAUACACUGCAAGGCAUUUCAGCUAUGGGUACAUCGCAUUCCCCCAAAGAAGCCAUUCCUGGACAACUUGGUACCAAGCACAACGCAAGUUUUAUAGAAGGACUGACGAGAAAAAGAGGAUAUGAAGAUUUUAAUGCUGCAAGGGAACCUCUUAAAAGACAAGCAAUGAUGUGCAGUACUAGAGAAAAAGCUGGAGAGCAAAAGAAAGGAGGGCAAACCAAUUACAAGCCUGAGUGGAGUAAUUGUGAGAGGCAGUGUCAUGUUCAACAGGUGAAAACCAUGAUGCAAGAAAACAAUAAGUUACGCAAAGAGUGCUUGGAGCAGGAAAAGAUACAGGAAGGGCUGUUGCUCAAGGUAACAAGAAAGAUGAAAAAUACUCAUUCUCAAUUAUGCUAAUACCAAUUUAGAGCCGAUCGGCAUCCGUGGCGUGGCUUCUUGGAAACCAGUCCCGGAAGAUCUCAAGGACAUGAUCUAUCCCUUUCCAGGUGCAUUUUACUACUCUGCUUCUAAUAACCUUUGCCUGAUCUCUUCUGCAUUUGAUAUUUUACUUACACUGCAUAACAUGUAAACAUUAACAAUGAGUCAAGUGCUGAUCAUAAACAUGCAUCAAAUAGAAGUAAUGAAAAAAAAAAUCAGAAAAUCAAUUUCACAGCAUAUCAUCUUAGUCGAUGAGUUGCCAAAGCUAU
This is a messenger RNA of Musa acuminata AAA Group (dessert banana), 2491 nucleotides long. Its product is annotated as protein MICRORCHIDIA 6-like. NCBI's taxonomy places the organism in Eukaryota, Viridiplantae, Streptophyta, Magnoliopsida, Zingiberales, Musaceae. Gene Ontology annotation, molecular function: ATP hydrolysis activity. The coding region runs from base 258 to 2201 and encodes 647 amino acids. The record is from RefSeq and is a predicted model, not a curated record. The transcript is spliced from 21 exons. Gene Ontology annotation, cellular component: nucleus.